CCAUAGUUUCAGUUGGAAGGAAGCAACUGGUGGCAACACUUUAACAUUUAAGUACAUGCUGUUCCUGGGUCUCAGCAGCCCAAGCAGAGGGGGUGCAAAGACAAAUGCAAAAACAUGGACAGACAACCCCUGAACCUGGUCCAGCAAAGCUGUGUGUCAGUGCGGUUGAUAGGGUGAGAAUCACUUCUCCAGCUGGCCAUGUUGCCCUCCUCCCUCAGCACAGCCCCCUCUGACCCCCACAUGGCCUCUGCAUCGCCUCCUGUUUGGCUGGUUCUGUCCUUCCUUCUCCACCUCAUCUCAGAUGGCAGGGACAGCACGCCAUGACCGAGAGAUGGCCAUCCAGUCCAAGAAGAAACUCACCACGGCCACGGAUCCCAUUGAGAGACUCCGACUGCAGUGCCUGGCCAGGGGCUCUGCAGGUAUCAAAGGACUUGGCAGAGUGUUUCGAAUUAUGGAUGACAAUAACAACCGAACCCUUGAUUUCAAAGAAUUUGUAAAGGGGUUAAAUGAUUAUGCUGUGGUCAUGGAAAAGGAAGAGGCUGAAGAGCUUUUCCGGAGAUUUGAUAAAGAUGGAAAUGGAACAAUAGACUUCAAUGAAUUUCUUCUCACUUUAAGACCUCCCAUGUCCAGAGCCAGAAAAGAGGUAAUUAUGCAAGCUUUCAGAAAGUUAGACAAGACUGGAGAUGGUGUCAUCACAAUCGAAGAUCUUCGCGAGUUGUACAAUGCAAAACACCAUCCAAAGUACCAAAAUGGAGAGUGGACAGAGGAACAGGUCUUCCGGAAAUUUCUGGAUAACUUUGACUCACCCUAUGACAAAGACGGACUGCCUCCUUAGCUGCAGGACUACAGGUGUGUGCCCAGCAAAUGAAUUUGAAAGCAACAACAAUGGUAAAACCCAAAGCCAGUUUUCUUGGGUGACCUAAGGGUCAUGGUUGUGGAAAGGGGAUUCUCUCAUCGGCCUCAGUCAACAGCGGUAGAACCUAAGGCAUGUUGCCUCUUAACCCCUUGCAACACCAGAAAAGGUAAGUGGGGCACUGGACAGGAAGAAGAGGUGGUGUUUACGGGAGGAAAGAAAUAAGCCUUGCCCUCUGAAGGGAAUUUCCCCAAGCUUUUCCCAUGAAACUUUAUUGUGAGUUGUAGUGUCAAGGGGUGGGGGACAGGAAAUACUGAUGUUUUCUUGUCAAGGAUAGAGAAGUUCCCUCUAUUCUAGGUCAAGGGAUUGUAGAGGUACAUAAAAAAAAAAGGGGUCUAGAUUUUGUAGAGCAGCCCGAUGCUUAGGACAGAAACAACGGAACCGUGCAUUUUCUUCCAGUACGACUGGCUUUUGAUCUCGGAGAUGUCAGUGGAAAAAUAGCCAACUGCCAUUUCCCCUCAUUGGCCCAACUCCGGGCAGACCCCGGGUGUCUCUUGCCUCCUUCUGCAGGUGGUUCCUCCUCACUGCCAAGGGAAACCUCAGCUGCCCUUUUCUCUAACUCACACAGAAGAGCCAGUUGUUGUGAUUCAGAUGAUUUAAAGUCCUUCCUCCUGCCCCUUUUGACAUUUAUCUUAAUCAGCCACAUUAAUCUCUCAAAUACUCUCAAAGGUUAUUGGUUUUUUUUUUUUUUUUUGCAGUUACAGCAUUUGAUGCCACCUGAAUAUCACAGACUUUGUAGUCAUACCCAACCCAGAGUUCACGAUCAUCACUGGGGGAUGUUUUAUUAAGAAUGAAUGUUGCUGGCUGCCCUGCAGAACAACAGAGCCCAACUUUUUUCUUUUUUUUUGGUGAAGCCCUAGGAUUUACAUAUUUAAUAAAUGUGCCAGUUGUCUCCUAUGUACAUUCAAAUUUGAGAUCCUUAGCUCUCACAAAUCAGACAUUCCUGGUUUUAAUUAGUAAAUGCCCAUCAAUAUGCACAUGAACCUCAGUUAGCAUAAUGAUAACUCUGGGCAACAUUUAUUGAGCACUUGUUAACUGGGCAUUAUGCUUACAGGGGCUUAACCCCUGAAGGGCUUACAGGGGUUUCUCAUUUAAUAGGCAUGAUAAAAAUGUUCAGGAGAAAUGAUUCAAACUUUUGUACUUUGAAUCAUAUUUUAAAUGCAUAGGAAUUGUUGAUACAGAGAAACUUUAUAGUAAAUUUUUUUAAGAAAGAAAAUAAGUUGCUUUUGUGCAUAUACUACUUAUUUGUAUUUGUAGACCACAGUUCCACUAUUGGCUCAGCUAAAGGCCUUUCGUCCUAAGCCCUUUUUUUUUGUUUUUGUGGGAUUAGGGGUGAGGGUAGAGGGUAAGACAAGGAAGAAAAACUGUGGGUUCUGUGACUUUUUUUUUUCUUUUCUGUUUACUUAGAAUUUUGGCAAAAAAAGGAAAAAAAAAGGCAAGUGGGUCAAUGAACUCCUAUGACCCUUGGAAGAGAUAGACAUGCUACCAAAAAUGUGGUGUGGGAAGAGCGUGCUGUUAUGGACAGAGGUUUUGGUUCUUUAUGGAUUUCCCUCUUUGUGAUGUUUUCAGUUCCUAAUGAGUGCUGAAAAUUGUGGGUUAAUUAGAGAACAAUGAAUUUCCCAAUCAGCCAUCAAUAUUGUGCCUGCAUCUGGCAUAUAUGAAGAUCUGUGUUUUGGGAUAAAUGAGCACCUUCGAGGUCCAGCAGGACACGUCUUUCCUGACUCAGCACAUCAUAUCAGCCAACACAGUUGGAGUGCACACAUUACCCACUCCCAUGAGCACAAAACACUGACAGGUGUUUUUCCUUCUUUCCAAAAGGAAAGUACUAUAAAAUCCUAGUAUGGAGAAAUACACUAUGACAUUAUCUUAAUCAGCCACAUUAAUCUCUCAAAUACUCUCAAAGGUUAUUGGUUUUUUUUUUUUUUUUUUUUUUGCAGUUUCAGCAUUUGAUGCCACCUGAAUAUCACAGACCUUGUAGUCAUACCCAACCCAGAGUUCACAAUCAUCACUGGGGGAUUCCAGAGAGACAGUCCUAGGCUUAGAAUGGAGAGAGAACCUGGUAGGGUGGGAGGUGGGGACAGGAAGCAAUGGUCUUGCUCACUCUGUGCCUUGGAUGAGUAGUUUUUAUCUUGGAAAUGCAUGAAAGCCAGGCCAGUUGACUAGAUAUCUGUUUCUUUAC
Marmota monax (woodchuck) is the source of this 3092-nucleotide messenger RNA. RefSeq names its product calcyphosine like (gene Capsl). The record is from RefSeq and is a predicted model, not a curated record. Bases 302 to 835 code for a protein of 177 amino acids. Gene Ontology annotation, molecular function: calcium ion binding. NCBI's taxonomy places the organism in Eukaryota, Metazoa, Chordata, Mammalia, Rodentia, Sciuridae. The transcript has 6 exons.